AUAGGCCUUGAAAUACUGUACCUUCUCUUAAGUCUGCUUGGGAUUUAAAAUUUUAAUUAGUAAAUUUAACUAAUUUAAAAGUAAUGUUAGUGUCAGUCUGCCUGUUGCAUACUUUAUUAAAGAAACAGGUGUGAUUAUCCAUUGGAAGAGAUCCUAGGGCUUCCUGAUGCAAACACACCCACAGACUCCAGCCACUCUGUAAAUUUCUGAUUUUCAUCCUAGGUCUAUUAUGUAUACCCUGACUACUAGUAACCAGUAAGCCACUCUCCCCCAUCUGUAGGUUUAGUACUAACUUACAAAAAGAAUACAAAGAAUUUGAAUUUAACAGCUCAGGAUUACCUUUUUAGGUGGAAGAAAUCGGCUCUGGAGUUGGAUCUGCUUCCAUUCAAAUCCCAUAAUGUCAUUGCCUAGCUGUGAGACUGUGAGCAAAUUAUUUAAUUCUCUGGGCCUAAAGCAUUUGUGAAGAUUAAAUGAGAAAGGCGAAGUGCCUGGCAUACAGUUAUUAAUCAGUACUUAAUAGUUAUCCCCAUUAUCAUCAACAUCAUUAUUAUUAAUACAUAUUUAGUAGUAAAAUAAAUUAUCCCUUUUUCCAUGUAUUUUAACCAGUGACAUUCAGCAAAUUGCAUUAAUUUAAAUGUGUUUCAUAAGUGUAACAUAAAAUCAAGCUUUAAAUGGGAAAAUGAGCUAAUAUUUAUUUGUAAUCUGUCGAUCGCCUUGCAAGGUACUUUACAUAUACUAUUGUAAUUUUUUAUGUCAUGAUAAAUAGAGUCUUCGUUUCACAGGUAAGAAAAUAGACUUAGAGGUUAAGCAUUUUGCCCAAGGACAUGCAGGAGAAAUAAUAGUAGUCAGAAAUCAAGGUUCUCUUAACAUGACACUAAUACAAACUGUAACAUUAUUUCCUUUACCUCUUUUUUUUGUUUUGUUUUUAACCUGUUUUCUAGACUGCAAGGAAAACUGAGGGUAAAAAGUUUAGGAGAUGUGAGUAGCAUAAGUCUGGUACUGCAGUUUUGAGCUCUGAGUGAGUAAAGGUUAAUUCCCCCUAUUUAACAGAGAAAAACUUCUUAAUUGUAUGCUAUACCUGUAAUAUUGGCCCAGUUAUCAUGAAAGUCUAUGCCACUGGUAAUGAGAAGAUCCAAGUAAAAAUAGUAAUAUAUUUAGCAGAACUUUAGUCUGCUUUUAAAAUAAAAACUGCAGCAAGCAGUGUCAUCAACUUUUUUAUUAAGGAUAGUGCAUUUGAGGUUGGAGCAGUUACACAAGCUUUCAUGUAUUCAGAGAAUAACGUGCCUUGGGGAAUCAUGAGUAAGUUAAUUUCCUUUGUUAGAGCUAGCUUGAUUUGGUAGGGAGUUUGAAAAGGCUUGUUUUCCAAUGGGAUCAUAAGGUAUGUUCAAAUUCCUGUAAAGUAAUGGCUCAUACUGGUAAGAAUCUGGCUGGAUCCAGCCCUGUAACAACCAACUUAGAAAUAAUGGGGAUUUUUAAUUACUUUGUUUGUGUAAUUUGACUUUGUCACCAAUUCCAUUAGCUUUUGGAUUGCAAGGUUUGAACAUUCUGCCUGGGAAAAACAGAAUUAAAGCCAUUAGGGUAAAAUUCCUUUUAGUUUUUAUAUAACAGAUUGCAAUUCACCCUACUUUUUUACUGAAACAAGUGAAGCUGAUUCCUGAUUAGAUGUUGUUUGAAAAGUUGAAGGAAACUUUGUAUUUAUUUCUUUAGCAGUAGAAUUUGUUGUGCUAUCUCAGUGAAAAUCCAUUGGAAUUAGCUGAACUGGUUCCUUAAUAAAUUUUGUUUCUAUGUCCAUCCAGCAAAUUUAGAUUAUAAAAUGUAAAAGAAAAGUUCAAGUAUUGAGGAACAUGCAUUUCAAGUAUCUUAGGAACGUUUUGCAUGAUUUUCAGAAGCAUUUCAUAAUUCUGUGAUUUGAUUAAGAUUAAAGGUGAUAGCAUUCUCAGUGUUUUAGAUACUAAAGAAUAAUUAUGGAAUCCUUAUUUCAGAAUUCCUUGAAAAAGGUGAACUUACUUAUUUACCCUGAAUAUUAAUCUGUAAUUCACAAGGCAGUAGACUACAGAAUAAAAACUGAUAGGAUAGAGAAAGAUUGUUUUCCAUAUUUAAAUACAGCAGUACUGUUUUCUGGCAUAGUGUAAAUAACAGAUGCUGAAAGAUUCAUAUAGAUACUUUGUAAUUGCUGCUUUCUCUAAUGGAUUAUAGGUAUAUAUGAUUUGAGAUACACCUUGAAAGAAGCAUAAGACUAUGUUGACUGAAAAAAGGGGGCAGAAUAGGAAAAGUAUUCUUGUUGGUAGAAGUGUUCACUGAAGUAUUCAGUGAACAAGUAACCAGUUUGACUGAACUUACUUUGGGAGAUAUUGGAUAGAGAUGUAGGUGGAAGUUAGGUUACGAUUUUCAUACCACAAUUAAAAGCACAGUAACAUGGACUAGAAAUAACAUUAAACUAGACACUGGAAAAUCUGGAUUCUGGUUUUUGUUUUACCAUUUAUUAGGCCCGUGCUUAACUGGAAUAUAGAUUUGUAUUUGUCUUCUAGGUGCUGAAGGUGAUGCAGUGUAUCUAGCAGAUUGCUUAAUAGCUGUUAGACUGGAUGAGACAUUCUGUAGUCACCAGUUGAAUUAACGGAUCAAUUCUAACUUUGACAUAGCAUUAAUCUCUGGGCCAUAUUUCUGUUGUUUGAAGAAGGGAGGACUCUUAAUCUGGUUCAUUCUAGAUCUGUGAUCCUAUGAUCAUUUUGUAGCUGUGGAGAACUAUUAACCAUUUUUGAGCAGUGUGAUUAUGAGUUAGAUGACACCAGAUGAUUGGAAAUUUCAGAUGCUUAAAUGGAGUCAGAUGGCUGGAGCUAGACACAAUGUAAAACACAAGUUGGAGAUGAAGAGUAUGGAAACAUGAGGCCCAUCUUAAAUUGGUCUAAGCUUAAAGAGAUGAGGUAUUAGAACUCAGGACUUUGAUGGUCGCUUUUGUAAAACAAAAACAACGACUUGAGAGGUAGCAAAGAAGCCAGCAAAAAUUUUUUUUUGUUGGAGGGCAGGGGGAGCUGGUCAGAGAUCUUUGGCUGUUGGAGAAGAGUAAGAGUACUAGUCACAAAAUCAUAUCCUAGUUGUUUUAACUUUAUCUUUGUUUCAAGAGCCCAUAGACAAUAAUAGUACUUAAAUAUUGUGGGAGAAGAAGCAUCCAACAAUGACUUAAGCUUCUUUUCUGGGCUAUGGAAAUAAUGACAGGAUUGAAAGAAAUGAGGGAAAUCCAGAGAAAGGCACUGACUUUGAGAGAAAGAGGAAUUAGUUUAGAUAUGUAAACUGUUUUCUAUUUGUGAAUGGUAUUUUUGUUUUAUUUAUUCAAAACUCUUAUUUGGAUUUAUAGAAAAUGUUGUUCUUUAUAGAAUCUAGAUAUUUGUGCCUACAUCAUGCCUUUGUCUCCUCAACCCCCUAAAAGGCCCCUCAGCUUGGUUUAUUUGUUGCCUGUUAAGAGCUUUAAAACUACCCACAUCUUUAUAUCUGAUAGACCUUUGAAGCAGGACACAUGUACUUGUUUUCUAGCUUUUUCAUUUAGCCAAGGAUAGUCCUGCACAGGCUUGCUUAUAUACUUAAGUUAGAGGUAGGCUGCACUUUUGCGGCAUAUGUUGCUGCAUUUCUCUGCAAUACCAGGCAUCCUAGACUUAGUAGUAACAAAUUGUGUUGAGCCAGAGAUAGUGGUAGUUGUUUUGAGAUAGUCUGUUAGAACUAGUAGCAUUUCUAACUUUUAGAUAUAUUCCUUCCAAACAGCUUCCAAACCAUUAUCUUUGCUACUCUUGGUAUUUGAAGCCUUAGCAUCCACUGUCUUGAACAGGAUUCAAGCUUACAAAAUUAUAAGGGAGAGAAGACUUUAGUCUGUUACCCAUUAUAACAAAGCAAUGAGCAAUGCUAUGUCUACAAUCCUUGUUAAUACUCCAAAGAAAAACUUUCCCUUAAUAACUAAAAUUAAAGUAAUUUUUAAUUGGGUCUAUGAGAUCUUCCUAGCAAAUGGAAUGUCUUAAUGUAUAUUGAUACUGUUAUAGGAGGGAGAAGAAGAAGCAAAAAUUCAUACCACUUAUGUACAUAAAUACUGUUGAUUUUAAAAAAUGUACUGUGAAAGAGUAGUAAAGCGAUCUACCUUAAUAUAGCUGCUUUCUAAAUUGGGGUGAACAGAGGAACUAUUAUCUCCACUUUAAAAGUGAGUUUAAGGUAUAUGGUCCAGGUCGUACAAACAUAGUAUAUGAUGGAUUGAACUGAGAACCCAGCCCAGUAUUGUGAUUCCCUGUCCGGUGUUCGUUUUGGCUACAUAUUUGGUGUUUACACCUUGUUCAUUGAACUCAAUCCCCUUUUUCUUUUAAAGUACACUUUCAAAAUGAUUGGAGGAAGGGAGUUUUGGUAAAUGGAAACAGGCAUCCAAGAAAGGUUUUGAUAGGUCAAGGAGACAGAACCUGUGGACAAAGUAGGUGGAGCAUUGAGCAAGUAAAAAUCUCAUUUUGCUUGUCCAGGGAUCUGUUACUGUUGGUGGAGAAGCAGAAGGAAUAUUAACAGAAUAGUUUUCCUGCUGUUGGGCAUGCAGUUUUGUCAAUCUAGAAUAAAUCUAUUGUUGGCUGAGUAGAGUAAAUUCAUGUCUGAGAGUUGGGGAAGCAUGGCUAGUGUUAAACAGGAAACUGUGCUUCAGUCUGACUUUGAUAUCUGCCUUCCUUAUGCUGUGGGCUAAUGUACAUCGUACCCAUUUUUCCCCUCAUUUUCCUCCAAUAAGAAAUCUGUUUUGCCUUUUCUGAUGGAUAUUACAAAGAAAGAUUUUUGCUCAGUAUUUGUCAUUAUAAAUUCUCAUUGCUGCUGCUGCCCUCAAAAGGAUUGUGUAAAUGAGGGGGUGAAGCCAGCCAGUUUUGACAAAGUAGCAAUUCCCGAAGUGAAGGAAAUUAUUGAAGGAUGCAUACGACAAAACAAAGAUGAAAGAUAUUCCAUCAAAGACCUUUUGAACCAUGCCUUCUUCCAGGAGGAAACAGGAGUACGGGUAGAGUUAGCAGAAGAAGAUGAUGGAGAAAAAAUAGCCAUAAAAUUAUGGCUACGUAUUGAAGAUAUUAAGAAAUUAAAGGGAAAAUACAAAGACAAUGAAGCUAUUGAGUUUUCUUUUGACUUAGAGAGAGAUGUCCCAGAAGAUGUUGCCCAAGAAAUGGUAGAGUCUGGGUAUGUCUGUGAAGGUGAUCACAAGACCAUGGCUAAAGCUAUCAAAGACAGAGUAUCAUUAAUUAAGAGAAAACGAGAACAGCGGCAGUUGGUACGGGAGGAGCAAGAAAAAAAGAAGCAGGAAGAGAGCAGUCUCAAACAACAGGUAGAACAAUCAAAUGCUUCCCAGACAGGAAUCAAGCAGCUCCCUUCUGCUAGCACCGGCAUACCUACUGCUUCUACCACUUCAGCUUCAGUUUCCACACAAGUAGAACCUGAAGAACCCGAGGCAGAUCAACAUCAACAACUACAGUACCAGCAACCCAGUAUAUCUGUGUUAUCUGAUGGGACGGUUGACAGUGGUCAAGGAUCCUCUGUCUUCACAGAAUCUCGAGUGAGCAGCCAACAGACAGUUUCAUAUGGUUCCCAACAUGAACAGGCACAUUCUACAGGCACAGUCCCAGGGCAUAUACCUUCUACUGUCCAAGCACAAUCUCAGCCCCAUGGGGUUUAUCCACCCUCAAGUGUGCCUCAGUCCAUGGCGCAUCCGUAUGGGGGGACCCCAACAUACCCAGAAUCACAGAUAUUUUUCCCAACUAUUCAUGAACGUCCAGUUUCUUUUUCACCACCUCCCACCUGCCCACCGAAAGUAGCCAUUUCCCAGCGGCGUAAGAGCACCUCCUUCCUGGAAGCCCAAACUCACCACUUCCAACCCCUGCUGAGGACUGUUGGUCAAAGUCUUCUUCCACCUGGUGGCAGCCCAACUAACUGGACACCAGAGGCCGUAGUUAUGAUGGGUACUACAGCUGGUAGAGUAACUGGAGAGUCAUGUGAGAUACAGGUCCAGCCUAUGUUUGAACCAUCUCAAGUUUACGGUGACUAUAGACCUGGACUAGUACUUCCAGAAGAAGCUCACUAUUUUAUUCCUCAGGAAGCAGUGUAUCUAGCUGGGGUACAUUACCAGGCCCGGGUGGCAGAACAGUAUGAGGGCAUUCCAUACAACUCACCAGUACUGUCAAGUCCUAUGAAACAGAUACCUGAACAGAAGCCAGUACAAGGGGGCCCUACUUCAAGUUCUGUCUUUGAAUUUCCAUCUGGACAGGCUUUCCUGGUAGGACACCUUCAGAAUCUAAGAUUAGAUUCUGGAUUGAGUCCAGGAUCUCCCCUCUCUAGUAUUUCUGCACCUAUCAGUACAGAUGCUACACGUUUGAAAUUUCACCCUGUCUUUGUUCCUCAUUCUGCACCCGCUGUGUUAACUCAUAACAAUGAGAGCAGAAGCAACUGUGUAUUUGAAUUUCAUGUUCACACACCAAGCUCCUCUUCAGGAGAAGGAGGUGGAAUUUUACCUCAGCGUGUUUACCGAAAUCGACAGGUUGCAGUGGACUUGAAUCAAGAAGAACUGCCUCCUCAAUCAGUUGGAUUACAUGGCUACCUGCAGCCUGUGUCUGAAGAAAAGCAUAAUUACCAUGCCCCAGAAUUGACCGUUUCUGUGGUAGAGCCUAUCGGACAGAACUGGCCAAUAGGAAGCCCAGAAUAUUCCAGUGAUUCCUCACAAAUCACUUCUUCAGACCCCAGUGAUUUUCAGUCACCUCCCCCUACAGGGGGAGCAGCUGCAUCUUUUGGCUCUGACGUCUCAUUACCCUUUAUCCGUCUGCCUCAGACAGUGUUACAGGAAUCCCCACUUUUCUUCUGUUUCCCCCAAGGAACUACAUCUCAGCAGGUCUUAACUGCCUCAUUUUCUUCAGGAGGAUCUGCACUUCAUCCACAGGCACAGGGGCAGAGCCAGGGUCAGCCAUCCUCAAGUAGCUUAACAGGGGUUUCAUCUUCCCAACCCAUACAACAUCCUCAGCAGCAGCAGGGAAUACAGCAGACAGCCGCUCCUCAACAGACAGUGCAGUAUUCACUUUCACAGACAUCAACCUCCAGUGAGGCCACGACUGCACAGCCAGUGAGUCAGCCUCAAGCUCCACAAGUCUUGCCUCAAGUAUCAGCUGGAAAACAGCUUCCAGUUUCCCAGCCAGUACCAACUAUCCAAGGCGAACCUCAGAUCCCAGUUGCGACACAACCCUCAGUUGUUCCAGUCCACUCUGGUGCUCAUUUCCUUCCAGUGGGACAGCCACUCCCUACUUCCUUACUCCCGCAGUACCCUGUCUCUCAAAUUUCCAUAUCAACUCCCCAUGUGUCUACAACUCAGACAGGUUUCUCACCCCUUCCCAUCACGAUGGCAGCUGGCAUUACUCAGCCUCUGCUCACGUUGGCUUCAUCUGCUACAACAGCUGCGAUCCCAGGGGUAUCAACUGUGGUUCCUAGUCAGCUUCCAACCCUUCUGCAGCCUGUGACUCAGCUGCCAAGUCAGGUUCACCCACAGCUCCUACAACCAGCAGUUCAGUCCAUGGGAAUACCAGCUAACCUUGGACAAGCUGCUGAGGUUCCACUUUCCUCUGGAGAUGUUCUGUACCAGGGCUUCCCACCUCGACUGCCACCACAAUACCCAGGAGAUUCAAAUAUUGCUCCCCCUUCCAACGUGGCUUCUGUUUGCAUCCAUUCUACAGUCCUGUCCCCUCCCAUGCCGACAGAAGUACUGGCUACACCUGGGUACUUUCCCACAGUUGUGCAGCCUUAUGUGGAAUCAAAUCUUUUAGUUCCUAUUGGUGGUGUAGGAGGACAGGUUCAAGUGUCCCAGCCAGGAGUGAGUUUAGCACAAGUGCCCACUACAUCCUCCCAGCAAGCAGUUUUGGAGAGUACUCAGGGAGUCUCUCAGGUUGUUCCUCCAGAGCCAGUUCCAGUAGCACAGCCACAAACUACCCAGCCUACCACUUUGGCUUCUUCUAUAGACAGCGCACAUUCAGAUGUUGCUUCAGGUAUGAGUGAUGGCAAUGAGAAUGUCCCAUCUUCCAGUGGAAGACAUGAAGGAAGAACUACAAAACGGCAUUACCGAAAAUCUGUGAGGAGUCGCUCUCGACAUGAAAAAACUUCACGCCCAAAAUUAAGAAUUUUGAAUGUUUCAAAUAAAGGAGAUCGAGUAGUAGAAUGUCAAUUAGAGACUCAUAAUCGGAAAAUGGUUACAUUCAAAUUUGACCUAGAUGGUGACAACCCCGAGGAGAUAGCAACAAUUAUGGUGAACAAUGACUUUAUUCUAGCAGUAGAGAGAGAGUCAUUUGUGGAUCAAGUGCGGGAAAUUAUUGAAAAAGCUGAUGAAAUGCUCAGUGAGGAUGUCAGCGUGGAACCAGAGGGUGACCAGGGAUUGGAGAAUCUACAGGGAAAGGAUGAUUAUGGUUUUUCAGGUUCUCAGAAAUUGGAAGGAGAGUUCAAACAACCAAUUCCUGCAUCUUCCAUGCCACAGCAGAUAGGCAUUCCUACCAGUUCUUUAACUCAAGUUGUUCAUUCUGCUGGAAGACGGUUUAUAGUUAGUCCUGUGCCAGAAAGUCGAUUACGAGAAUCAAAACUUUUCACCAGUGAAAUAUCAGAUACAGUUGCUGCCUCUACAUCUCAAAGCCCUGGAAUGAACUUGUCUCACUCUGCAUCAUCACUUAGUCUACAACAGGCCUUUUCUGAACUUAGACAUGCCCAAAUGACAGAAGGACCCAAUACAGCACCUCCAAACUUUAGUCAUACAGGACCAACAUUUCCAGUAGUACCUCCUUUCUUAAAUAGCAUUGCUGGAGUCCCAACCACUGCAGCACCCACAGUACCAGUCCCUGCAACAAGCAGCGCUCCUAAUGACAUUUCCACAUCAAUAAUUCAGUCUGAGGUUACAGUGCCCACUGAAGAGGGGAUUGCUGGAGUUGCCACCUGCACAGGUGUGGUAACUUCAGGUGGUCUCCCUAUACCACCUGUGUCUGAAUCACCAGUACUUUCCAGUGUAGUUUCGAGUAUCACAAUACCUGCAGUAGUCUCAAUAUCUACUACAUCCCCAUCACUUCAAGUUGCCACAUCCACAUCUGAGAGCAUUGUUUCUAGUACAGCACUGCAUCCUUCUAUAACAGCUUCAGCAACUUCAGCCUCUGCAGGGAGCAGCACUGCUAUCCCAGGUGCUAAGCCUCCAGCUGUAGUCUCUCAGCAGGCAGCAGGCAGUACUACUGUGGGAGCCACAUUAACAUCAGUUUCUACCACCACUUCAUUCCCAAGCACAGCUUCACAGCCAUCCAUUCAGCUUAGCAGUAGUACUUCUACUCCUACUUUAGCUGAAACUGUGGUAGUUAGUGCACAUUCACUAGAUAAGACAUCUCAUAACAGUACAACUGGAUUGGCUUUGUCCCUUUCUGCACCAUCUUCCUCUUCCUCUCCUGGAACAGGAAUGUCUAGUUCUGUUUAUCAGCCUGGUGGGGUGCAUCCUUUGGUCAUUCCAUCAGCGAUGGCUUCUACUCCUAUUCUUCCCCAAGUAACAGGACCUACUUCUACACCUUUAUUACCCCAGGUACCUAGUAUCCCACCCUUGGUACAGCCUGUUGCCAAUGUGCCUGCUGUACAGCAGACACUAAUUCAUAGUCAGCCUCAACCAGCUUUGCUUCCCAACCAGCCCCAUACUCAUUGUCCUGAAAUAGAUUCUGAUACACAACCCAAAGCUCCUGGGAUUGAUGACAUAAAGACUCUGGAAGAAAAGCUGCGGUCUCUCUUCAGUGAACACAGCUCAUCUGGAGCUCAGCAUGCCUCUGUCUCACUAGAGACAUCACUAGUCAUAGAGAGUACUGUCACACCAGGCAUCCCAACUACUGCUGUUGCACCAAGCAAACUCCUGACUUCUACCACAAGUACUUGCUUACCACCAACUAAUUUACCACUAGGAACAGUUGCUUUGCCAGUUACACCAGUGGCCACACCUGGGCAAGUUUCUACCCCAGUCAGUACUGCUACGUCAGGAGUGAAACCUGGAACUGCUCCCACAAAGCCACCUUUAACUAAGGCUCCGGUGCUGCCAGUGGGUAAUGAAAUUCCCACAGGUACUCUGCCCAGCGAGCAGCUGCCACCUUUUCCAGGACCUCUAACCCAGUCCCAGCAACCUCUAGAGGAUCUUGAUGCUCAACUGAGAAGAACACUUAGUCCAGAGAUUAUCACAGUGGCUUCUGCAGUUGGUCCUGUGUCCGUGGUGGCUCCAACAGCAGUUACAGAAGCAGGAGCACAGCCUCAGAAGGAUGUUUCUCAAGUCACAGAAGGCCCUAUCCUAACAACUAGUUCAGGAGCUGGUGUUUUUAAGAUGGGACGAUUUCAGGUUUCAGUUGCAGCAGAUGAUGCCCAGAAAGAGAGUAAAAAUAAGUCAGAAGAUGCAAAGUCUGUUCAUUUUGAAUCCAGCACUUCAGAGUCCUCGGUGAUGUCAAGUAGUAGUCCAGAGAGUACCUUGGUGAAGCCAGAGCCAAAUGGGAUAACCAUCCCUGGUAUCUCUUCAGAUGUGCCAGAUAGUACCCACAAAAGUCCUGCCUCAGAGGCAAAGUCAGACACUGGGCAGCUUACCAAGGUUGGACGUUUUCAGGUGACAACGACAGCAAACAAAGUGGGUCGUUUCUCUGUAUCAAAAACUGAGGACAAGAUCGCUGAUGCAAAGAAAGAAGGACCAGUGGCAUCUCUUCCUUUUAUGGAUUUGGAACAAGCUGUUCUUCCUGCUGUGAUACCAAAGAAAGAAAAGCCUGAACUAUCAGAGCCUUCACAUCUAAAUGGGCCAUAUUCUGACCUGGAGGCUGCCUUUUUAAGUAGGGAUGUGGAUGAUGGUUCUGGUAGUCCACACUCCCCUCAUCAACUGAGCUCAAAGAGCCUUCCUAUCCAGAAUCUAAGUCAAAGCCUUAGUAAUUCGUUUAACUCUUCUUACAUGAGUAGUGACAAUGAGUCAGAUAUCGAAGAUGAAGACUUAAAGUUAGAGCUGCGACGACUACGGGAAAAACAUCUUAAAGAGAUUCAGGACCUGCAGAGUCGCCAGAAGCAUGAAAUUGAAUCUUUGUAUACCAAACUGGGCAAGGUGCCCCCUGCUGUUAUUAUUCCCCCAGCGGCUCCCCUUUCAGGGAGAAGACGACGACCCACUAAAAGCAAAGGCAGCAAGUCUAGUCGAAGCAGUUCCUUGGGGAAUAAAAGCCCCCAGCUUUCAGGUAACCUGUCUGGCCAGAGUGCAGCUUCAGUCUUGCACCCCCAGCAGACCCUCCACCCUCCUGGCAAUAUCUCAGACUCCGGGCAGAAUCAGCUGUUACAGCCCCUUAAGCCAUCUCCCUCCAGUGACAACCUCUAUUCAGCCUUCACCAGUGAUGGUGCCAUUUCAGUACCAAGCCUUUCUGCUCCAGGUCAAGGCUGUGCGAAGUUUAACUGUGCAUCUGAACAGGUGACAUUCAAACCUGGUGGCAGGAGGACCCGAUUUCUGAGUACGCCCUGCUUGGCUCUUUGGAAGAUGGUGAAAAAAGUCUGUCCUUGCAACCAGCUCUGUAUGUGCCCUCCAGCAGAGCCGAAAUCAGGGACUAGCAGCACAAACACUGUUGGGGGAACAGUGAACAGCCAAGCCGCCCAAGCUCAGCCUCCAGCCAUGACGUCCAGCAGGAAGGGCACGUUCACAGAUGACCUGCACAAGUUGGUAGACAAUUGGGCCCGAGAUGCCAUGAAUCUCUCAGGCAGGAGAGGAAGCAAAGGGCACAUGAAUUAUGAGGGCCCUGGAAUGGCAAGGAAGUUCUCUGCACCUGGGCAACUGUGCAUCUCCAUGACCUCGAACCUGGGUGGCUCUGCCCCCAUCUCUGCAGCAUCAGCUACCUCUCUAGGUCACUUCACCAAAUCUAUGUGCCCCCCACAGCAGUAUGGCUUUCCAGCUACCCCAUUUGGCGCUCAGUGGAGUGGGACAGGUGGCCCAGCACCACAGCCACUUGGCCAGUUCCAACCUGUGGGAACUGCCUCCUUGCAGAAUUUCAACAUCAGCAAUUUGCAGAAAUCCAUCAGCAACCCCCCAGGUUCCAACCUGCGGACCACUUAGACCUAGAGAUAUUAACUGAAUAGAUCUGGGGGCAGGAGAUGGAAUGCUGAGGCGGGGGGAGGGGGGUGGGAGUAGCCUAUAUACUAACUACUAGUGCUGCAUUUAACUGGUUAUUUCUUGCCAGAAGGGAAUGUUUUUAAUUCCACGUUGAGUCCUCAGAAUGGAGAGUCUCCCCUGCUCUACUAACUGGAGUAGGAGAGGAAGGAAAGAGCAGCUUUCUUGUAAAGGGGCAGCUUCAGACCAUGCUUUCCUGUUUAUCUGUACUCAGUAGUGAGGAUGAGGGCUAGGAAAGUCUUGUUCAUAAGGAAGCUAGAGAACUCAAUGUAAAAUCAAACCCCAUCUGUAAUUUUGAGUGGGUGGAGCUCUUGAUUUUGGUACAUGCCCCAAAUCCUUUACUCCCUCAAGAAUCUGAACCACAAGACAAAAACAACCUAUUGGGCUCUCUCCUACCCUGCCCUCCUUCCUUUUCCCCCCCUUCUCUUUUUGAUUUUGUUUUUCUUUGCUCUUUAGAACCCAGUGAAAAAUACCAGGGGACUGGGGUGCAACCCUUUCUUAUAAUAGGUCAUUAGUGCUUUAAGCAAAAGAUACUAGCAGCUUUGACUGCAGCAUUAGCAAUUAG
Messenger RNA from Sapajus apella (tufted capuchin), 12707 nucleotides. It is a transcript of the gene WNK1, whose product is annotated as WNK lysine deficient protein kinase 1. The coding region runs from base 4763 to 12088 and encodes 2441 amino acids. Gene Ontology annotation, cellular component: cytoplasm; cytosol. The record is from RefSeq and is a predicted model, not a curated record. The transcript has 29 exons. Gene Ontology annotation, molecular function: protein serine/threonine kinase activity; ATP binding; potassium channel inhibitor activity. Lineage: Eukaryota; Metazoa; Chordata; Mammalia; Primates; Cebidae. Gene Ontology annotation, biological process: positive regulation of potassium ion import across plasma membrane; positive regulation of sodium ion transmembrane transporter activity; protein phosphorylation.